Molecule: messenger RNA, 1485 nt
Organism: Penicillium cinerascens
Lineage: Eukaryota; Fungi; Ascomycota; Eurotiomycetes; Eurotiales; Aspergillaceae
Product: SET domain-containing protein
Exons: 4
Coding region: 1-1485 (494 amino acids)
Biological process (GO): peptidyl-lysine monomethylation
Cellular component (GO): nucleus
Molecular function (GO): protein-lysine N-methyltransferase activity
Source: RefSeq, a predicted model, not a curated record
AUGAAGCGGGAAUAUCUCCCGCUCGGCUCGCUUCCGGCCUGGCUCAGGCUUAACGGAAUCGAUACCAACGGCGUUGCUUUCCAGCGACUCGGUUCUAGUGAGAGUGGGGCAGACAAGGGCAAUGCGCUUGUGGCCACAGAAAACAAGUCCAGCAGUGAUAGUGAUGCCUCACCAGAAGUUCUCCUUCGGGUCCCUGCGGACCUGGUACUGUCAUUGGAGACCGUGCAUGACUACUCCAAGUCCGAUCAAGAUCUUCGGGAGGUAUUAGAAGCUGUCGGUGACUUCGGGAGGACCGCGAGGGGCGCGAUCAUGAUAUUCCUUCUGGUCCAAUUGACACAUUCGAGCCCGGAAAUGCCAAAAUCCAUAGGCGUGUCAAAUCCUUGGACAGAGUAUAUCAAGUUCUUCCCACCAUCUUUCCCUCUGCCGACAUUUUACUCUGCUGAGGAGCAAGAGCUGCUGAGGGGAACCUCGCUCGGAGAAGCAGUGGCGGCAAAGGAAAGCUCCCUUGAACGGGAAUUUGAGCACCUCAGGCACUCUACGGAGCAUAUAGCCUGGUGUCAGCUGUGCUGGUGGGAUGAAAAUAACGGCAAGCUGACCUUCGAUGAUUUGACGUACGUUGAUGCUGCGUACCGGUCGCGCAUGGUGGAUUUGCCCGGUAGUGGACAUGCCAUGGUGCCAGGUAUCGACAUGGCCAACCACGUCUCUGGGAACGGAGUGAAGGCAUUAUACGACGCAGACUCGGAUGGGAAUGCGAUUCUGCAGCUGCGCUGGGGCAAGAGCCUACAGUCUGGAGAGGAGGUGACUAUCUCAUACGGCGAUGAAAAACCCGCAUCAGAAAUGAUCUUCUCGUAUGGAUUCCUCGAGAGCGACAGAACCCAGGCGAAGCAGGUGUUCUUAGAUAUGACGAUGCCGGAUGAUGAUCCGCUUGCUAUUGCAAAGAACAUGAUCUGCCGGGAAACCCCUGGAAUUCGAGUUUCUAUGGUUCAGGACACCUCUCAAAAAUCACAGCAGACGACAUGGGAUAGCCCACUUGUCUGGUGGGCAUGUGUGAACGAGGAAGAUGGUCUUCAAAUCGGGGUCACACAGACCACGGAGGGAACGAGAGAGCUAGAGACUUUUUGGAAGGGCGAACACAUACAGUCGCCAACACAGCUUCGAGAUCUCCUCGCGGCCGAUCAGGCAUGGGAAAUCUUCCAGCUUCGCGCAGUCAUUCUAGUAUCUAAACGGCUAGAGACGCAGCUCUCGCUUCUUCAGGAGACACAUGAGGUCCUGAACAACCUUCGCGAGAACGAGACGCUCUUCAAUAAGCUGUUCAGGCCUGAGAUAUUUGCCUUGGUAUCUCGACUGCGGAAGCUUGAAGCGGAGCUGCUGGAUAGGGCGGUUAAUGACCUCAUGAAGCAGAGAAACGAAUUGAUCGCAUCCGAAACCGUUACUGCGUAUCUGGCCCAGCAGUCUCAAUCAGAAGAAGUCGAAGAUUUCUCAUGA